Anolis sagrei ordinatus is the source of this 2044-nucleotide messenger RNA. RefSeq names its product protein phosphatase, Mg2+/Mn2+ dependent 1F (gene PPM1F). Lineage: Eukaryota; Metazoa; Chordata; Lepidosauria; Squamata; Anolidae. Gene Ontology annotation, biological process: negative regulation of protein kinase activity; protein dephosphorylation. Gene Ontology annotation, molecular function: cation binding; protein serine/threonine phosphatase activity. Gene Ontology annotation, cellular component: cytosol; nucleus. The record is from RefSeq and is a predicted model, not a curated record.
CCCUCCUCGCUGGCAAUGGUUUCGCUCCCUCUGUCUCUCGCUUCAGGCGGCCUUUCUUUCCCGCGCUUUUUCAUUCGGACAGGAAGCGGCGCUGCUGCCUUGGCCUCUUCGCCGGCCUCUAGGGGCGGAGGAGGAGGAGGAGGAGAAGAAGAAGGAGGCGGCGGUGGCAGGAGCCGGGCCAUGGCCACCUCCGAGGCGGCGCGGGCCUGCUUGGCCUCAUUCCUGAGGGACUUCCCGAGACCGCUGGGCCCCGACGAGGCCUUGCCCUGGAGGCCCCCGGGACGAGGAGGCGCUGCCCUCCGCCAGGCUGAAGCCCCCGCCGAGCUGGCGGAGUCGGGCAGGGCCUUCCUGGGCAGCAGGAAUGCACCACCUCUCCUUGCAGCAUCUUUGAUUCAUGCAGCAAUCAGUGAUCUGCUACUGGCUGAUCUUAAUGAAUUUCAAAAGCACAGUGUUGAAGAAGAGGAAGCUGGAGACCACGGGGCAUCGCCUUUGCUGGAUGGAGGCCCUUUGCAGCGCUAUUUCUUUAACAAACUCUGGGAUGUUUGUGUCAAAUGGCAGAAGCAGCUGCCAAGCCUGAAGCCCCUUGAACGUUACCUCCAGAUUUCUGUCCACGCGACUCGUAAUAGCCGCCGAAAAAUGGAGGACAGACACGUUUGUCUCCCAGAAUUUAACCAGCUUUUUGGCAUGACGGAUAACAUAGACCGGGCAUACUUUGCUGUGUUUGAUGGCCAUGGCGGAAUCGAUGCUGCUAACUAUGCGGCUACCCAUUUGCAUGUCAAUGUGGCAAACCACAAGGAUUUCCUGACAAAUCCAGGGAAGGCCUUAAGAGAAUCAUUUGAAAAAACAGAUGAAAUGUUUCUUUCAAAAGCCAGAAGGGAGAAGCUGCGCAGUGGCAGCACUGGUGUGUCUGCCUUGAUUGUCGACAACAAGUUACAUAUCGCUUGGCUGGGGGACUCCCAGGUUAUGUUGGUCCAGCAAGGGAAAACAGUAACCCUAAUGGAACCUCACAAACCAGAGAGAGAGGACGAAAGACAACGCAUUGAAGCUCUAGGAGGCUGUGUCACCUACAUGGACUGCUGGCGCGUCAAUGGGACCCUGGCUGUUUCUAGAGCUAUUGGUGACCUGCUCCAAAAGCCUUAUAUUUCUGGCUGUGCAGAUGGUGCAUCCACUGAGCUGACAGGGGCUGAAGAUUAUGUGCUUCUGGCUUGCGAUGGGUUUUUCGAUGCCAUCCAGCCUUUUGAGGUUGUGGACCACGUUCUCGAGCACUUGAUGCAAAGCAAAGGGGAUGGCCUCAAGACCGCCGAGAGCUUGGUCGCAGCAGCCAAGGAGAGUGGAUCCACCGACAACAUCACCGUCUUGGUGGCCUUUCUAAGAGAACCCAAAGAGAUUAUGGCUGAUUGCCUCAGGGACCCCAAGAGCUGCCUUGCUGACGACAGUGCCGCAGGGCCCCUCUUCAACAUUUUCAGUUCUGAAACGAACAAUUGAAAGCAGGACUGUCCGAUCUGCCAAAAGCCCAACAUCCAAAUAUAAGCAAGUUUGAAAAGAAAACCAGAAGUCUAUAUAACACCUGGAAACCAAAACAACUAUGGAGUGGACAAAGUACCAGAAAUCAAGUGUCCUGACCUUUUGAAACUGGGAUUCUUCUAUAAAACAGGCUUGUAACACUUCAGACAUGAUGAGAUGACUGGCUAUUUCUCCCUGCUAAGAAAAGGGCUAUUUUGUCUAAAAGCCAUUAUUUAAAGGCAAAGGGAGAGCUAUGGCCUCAGAUUCUUUUUGCCUUUUCAAUAUGGAUAUUGGUUGGGAUCUUUUUUUUUAACGGAGACACAGUUUGAAGCAGAGCUAUAUUACAAGUAAUACAGUCCCAGGUCCAGAAAUUUAGUUGCAGUUUUUGAAAGUAACUCGAUGUCUUAAAAGCAAUGCAACAUGUUGCUUUUUAGUGACUUUGUGAAAGCUUUUGAAGGAUGCAAAGUCGCUGGUGUAUGGAACAAUACACACUUUGUUCCAUCUGCCUGCUUGCUGCCUCAAUGUGCACAACGGAGCAAAA